CACCUUUUAUAAUAUUAAAAUCACCAGAACUUUAAGUAAUAUUAAGUAUGGCGAUUCCAUUGAUUUUAUACUAAUUCUACAGGGAAAUUCCGAUAUCCUGAAUUAUAGAAAUGCCCCCUAGCCUUCCUAGCUGCCUCCGGCCCCCGUCCAAGCCUCCGAAUAGUAUCAAUCAGAUAAUCUCCAAAGUCUGGAUACUCCCCAUGGACUUUCCUAUAGUUCUUCCGCAUAUCAGACUUAAUAUCGUGAAAGCUCUCCUCGAUUGGGUUCAAAAUUGGGCAAUAAGGAGGUAACUAGCGUAUCCAAACACCCCGUACCCGGCACAUAUCAAGCACCCUCUGACUCCGGUGUAUACUAUAGUUGUCUAUUAUAAUAAUCGAAUUUUUGCCCGGCCAUGGAUUAUACUGCGGGAGCACCCUAUUUUCCAUCCAAUCUUCAAAAAUCUCGGCUGUGAUAUUGCCUUGAUAAACCAAAGGAUCAAGGUGCCCAUUAAUCGUAUAUGCCGGCAAAAGGGA
Molecule: messenger RNA, 512 nt
Organism: Hyaloscypha bicolor E
Lineage: Eukaryota; Fungi; Ascomycota; Leotiomycetes; Helotiales; Hyaloscyphaceae
Exons: 1
Coding region: 111-290 (59 amino acids)
Source: RefSeq, a predicted model, not a curated record